AUGGCGUGCGGCCAAUUCAAGUAUCGGAUACGAAGCCUCGUAAACGCUAUUCGCGGCAGGGGGGUCAUCGUAGACUGCAUUCGUCUUUCGGUGCGUUGUCAGACCUCGCGUAUCCGCAAAAUGCGCAAGUGGAUUUUAUGCGCUUUGGCAGUCGUCGCCCUCAUUGCCUGCUUCGAGCUGGCUGAAGCCAAGCCCGCGGCGACAAUGGUCAAGGCGCCUCACGACCUCCAGGUCGGAGAAGGAGGAGGUGACACGGAAGUUGACAGCAGAUCCAAAAAACACCGCGGCAAGAAGGGCGGCAAACGCAACCCUAACCGAGGCAAAUUGAAGCCGCGUAGCCAAAAGCCGAAGAGGCGGCGUUUCAAGAAACCCCGCUCUGUUGAAGACGAUCGGAAACGCGGCAAGAAAUGCGCAGGCGGUAAACGCGGCAAAAACUGCAAGCGGCAGUAG
Messenger RNA from Echinococcus granulosus, 450 nucleotides. RefSeq lists its product as hypothetical. The record is from RefSeq and is a predicted model, not a curated record. The transcript has 7 exons. The coding region runs from base 1 to 450 and encodes 149 amino acids. Lineage: Eukaryota; Metazoa; Platyhelminthes; Cestoda; Cyclophyllidea; Taeniidae.